This is a messenger RNA of Patella vulgata (common limpet), 3109 nucleotides long. RefSeq names its product coatomer subunit delta. The transcript has 10 exons. The coding region runs from base 156 to 1688 and encodes 510 amino acids. Gene Ontology annotation, cellular component: COPI vesicle coat; cytosol. The record is from RefSeq and is a predicted model, not a curated record. Gene Ontology annotation, biological process: endoplasmic reticulum to Golgi vesicle-mediated transport; retrograde vesicle-mediated transport, Golgi to endoplasmic reticulum; Golgi localization. NCBI's taxonomy places the organism in Eukaryota, Metazoa, Mollusca, Gastropoda, Patellidae.
GCAGGUGCGCGCGUAAGAAUACAUGUACACCGACGUGGCCAGAUCCAUCUUGGAAGUAAACUUGAAAGCCAACACGAAGUCAAAUAUUGUACAUGUGUCGAUGAAAAUCGAACAAUUUUCAGUCCAUUGUUAGUUGCAAAAGGAAAGAAAUAAUCAUGGUGCUUUUGGCAGCCGCAGUGUGUAAUAAGACUGGAAAAGCCCUGGUAUCCAGACAGUUUGUUGAAAUGACCAGAUCCAGAACAGAGGGCCUAUUAGCUGCUUUUCCUAAAUUGAUGAAUUCUGGUAAACAACACACAUUUGUAGAAACAGAAAGUGUGAGAUAUGUGUACCAACCAAUGGAAAAACUUUAUAUGCUUCUUAUUACCACAAAAGCCAGUAAUAUAUUAGAAGAUUUAGAGACACUUAGACUAUUUGCUAGAGUUAUACCAGAAUAUUGUAGAAAUAUGGAAGAAUCUGAAAUAAUAGAUCAAUCCUUUCAGCUUAUAUUUGCCUUUGAUGAAAUUGUAGCUCUGGGUUAUAGGGAAAAUGUUAAUCUUGCCCAAAUUCGUACCUUCACAGAAAUGGAUUCUCAUGAAGAGAAAGUAUUUCAAGCUGUCAGACAGACCCAAGAAAAAGAGGCAAAAGAUCAAAUGCGAAGACGUGCCAAAGAAAUACAACAGAAACAACGUGAAAUGGCUAAGGGUGGUAGAGGUAUUACUAACAGUGGAUUUGGUAGUAGUUCAUAUAGAAAUGAUACUGGUAGUUCAGUUAUAGAAUCAUCUAUACCUGAACCAUCAUCUAAACCAUCUUAUACUGCUUCUAGUACUAAACCAUCAGGUCCAUCUAAAGCUCUUAAACUCAGUACAAAAAAGAAAGAUGUCGACAGUUUUGUUGGUCAGUUAGAAUCAGAAGGAGAACGAGUUGUAAGUGUAAAUAAAUCCGUGCCCAAUGCAGUAACAAAAUCAAGUACACCUGCAAUAGAUCAAGAAGCAGUUCAUUUAUCAAUUGAAGAAAAAAUAUCACUCUCAGCUGGUAGAGAUGGUGGUCUUAAUAAUCUGGAAGUACAUGGUAUUAUUCAGCUGAAAAUCAACGAUGAAAAAUUUGGUCGUAUUCAAAUAGGUGUUUUAAAUAAAGAUAAAAAAGGCGUUCAGUUACAAACACAUCCCAAUGUAGACAAAAGAUUGUUUACAGGAUCUUCUGUUAUUGGUUUAAAGAAUCCAGAUAAAGCAUUCCCACUGAAUCAAGAUAUUGGUGUGCUCAAGUGGAGAUUUCAAACACAAGAUUCAUCUUUUAUGCCUUUAUCUAUAAAUUGUUGGCCAUCUGAGAAUGGAAAUAAAUGUGAUGUUAAUAUUGAAUAUGAAUUGGAACAAGAUGAAUUAGAAUUAGAAGAUGUUUUAAUAUCUAUACCUUGUCCGACUGGUGUAGGAGCACCUGUUGUUGGUGAUUGUGAUGGUGAUUAUACAUAUGAUUCACGUAAAGCUACAUUACAGUGGAAUUUACCUCUUAUAGAUACAAGUAACAAAUCUGGUAGUAUGGAAUUUACUAUAGCUGGACAUCCGGAUGACUUUUUCCCAGUUAAUGUCUCCUUUAUGUCAAAGAAAUCAUUUUGUGAUCUACAAAUAACCGAUGUUAAAGAAAUAGAAAAUAGUGAAUCAGUCAGAUAUUCUAAAGAAGUCCUUCUCUACGUUGAUAAAUAUGAAAUCGUGUAAUAGUGUCCUAGCUUGUAUAUAUAAAUAUGAAUUUACAUUUGUGAAUAAUCAUGUGACAAAAAGACACAACAAGGACAAAGAAAACAUUCAAUAUUGAAUUCUAAUUUUCAAGAGUUGGACUUAUGGAAGAGAGGUAUUUUUGACAGAUGGAAUAUGCUUGGUUUGUUUUUCACUUGAAAAGAAAUCAUCGUAUCACAGUUUAACUUAUUCUGUUAUUUACAUCUUUAAUGGAUAUAUUAUUUAAUCACAGUUCACCAAAUUAUUUAAUAGAACAGUAUCACCACAUUUCUGGAUGAAGUAUUAAUUUGCUUUACUAAUUAAAAACUUACAAGUAAAUAGGCCUUAGAAUGGGUUAUUAUUUAGAGAUGCAAUUAUGUAAGAAUUAGAUGAAAAGCUGGCUGUUUUUACCAAUAUAGUUUAAAAAUAGAUUUUGAAAAUUAUAUGGAGUUGAUAAUGAGCUUGUCAUGUUAAUAAAUGUUUAAAUAAUAAUUCAUAUAAUAUUUGAUGCCAGGAUAAAGCGUUGCAAUAGGCAGAUUUUGCUCUUACAUUAUGCAUCUUUAAAGUUUUGUCUGAUAAAAAGUUCCUCUUCCACAGAUGGUUGAAGUUAAGUUGUCAUGCCAAGCAUCAUGUUUGUAAGAAGGUUUAACCCAGUUUCGAGCGCUCUUAGAAUAAUUCAGAUGUAAAUAAAUGGAAAUCGUGUACAUUCUAUAUGUUUGUACUCUCCUAUUUAAUAUCCAUGUUUUCGUUAUUAUUGUUAUUGUACAUACAUCUAAUAUUUUGGAUUUCAAAUCUUGUGUGGGAAAAGUCAAAUAUUAUAUUCUUAGUUUAAUAUAUUAAUGUAUGUAAGUCAAGCCAAUGAUUUGAUGUAUAUAAGAAUUAAAAAUAUAUAUCAAAUAAAAUGUACACUGAGCAGCAUUUUUGAAGUAUUUUAUGAAAUUUCUGAAGUGCUAAAUUGUUAUUUGAACCCUGCUGUUAAAUGUUAAAAUAACAACCCAAUCACAAAGACAUAAGUAGAAUUAGAUUAUUUAUUCCAUUAUAGUGUUCAAUUUCCUUAUUUCUGUCUAAUUGUAUUAGAAAUAUAAGAAUUAUCCUUUCUGCCAGUUAAAUUUUUAACACAAUUCAGAAAUAUUGAUAUUGGUUGGAAAAGGUUUUACAACCAUAAAAUGGUGUCUAAUCUUAUAGAAUUAACAGAAGAUAUCUUAUAUCUGUUAAUAUACAUUAACACUGUUAAUUAACUUCUCUGUUUAUUAAAUGUCUAUGUAUCUCUAUGUAUCCCUAUAUGUUUCUCCUUUAUAAACUUCUGUAAAGAUAUAUUUUCUAUUGGGGUCCAAGAAGAAACCACUGUGCAUAUUUUACAUAGAUAUUAUGUAUAUUAUCAAUAUAACAAGCUCAGUGAAAUAAAUAAAAUAUUUCAAGUUGAA